Polypterus senegalus (gray bichir) is the source of this 2075-nucleotide messenger RNA. RefSeq names its product forkhead box L1 (gene foxl1). NCBI's taxonomy places the organism in Eukaryota, Metazoa, Chordata, Cladistia, Polypteriformes, Polypteridae. The coding region runs from base 246 to 1571 and encodes 441 amino acids. The record is from RefSeq and is a predicted model, not a curated record. Gene Ontology annotation, molecular function: DNA-binding transcription factor activity, RNA polymerase II-specific; RNA polymerase II cis-regulatory region sequence-specific DNA binding. Gene Ontology annotation, biological process: regulation of transcription by RNA polymerase II; cell differentiation; anatomical structure morphogenesis. The transcript has a single exon.
ACAACGACUGUUUAUCAUAGACAAUUUAUUUUCCAGUGCUAAGUCAACAUAAAAUAGCAAACGUACAACAAUUAUUUAACAUUUUUAAGCUCAUGCGGCAGGGACACAGUGCUAACAGGGUAGGGAAGACGUCUACAGCCCUGAAGCUGCUGAGCAUUCUCUUUCGUGCAUCUUCAGUGAAUGCGGACUGUUAGCUCAGAGCUUGUUUUAUUUUUUACGACCUUAAAGAAGCGUUUUAUUAAGUGAUGAGCGCCAUUUACAAUAGCCCUAUUCAGCAGAUUGGGGGGCCGCGAUCUGCUUUGAAUUUAACCGGAUCAUCAAUGAUUUACGUCUAUGGGGCAGAGAGAAGUGUGCUACCUGCGCUGGGUUUCGCGUCCACUAAUGUGAUGUCAAGACAGCAACCGCCGCAGAAGCCUCCCUACAGCUACAUCGCCCUUAUAGCAAUGGCAAUCAAAAGCGCCCCAGAUCAGAAGGUCACCCUCAAUGGCAUUUAUCAGUUUAUUAUGGAACGAUUUCCAUUCUAUCACGACAACAAGCAAGGCUGGCAAAAUUCAAUUAGACACAACCUCUCUCUCAAUGACUGUUUCAUCAAAGUGCCAAGAGAAAAAGGUCGACCCGGUAAAGGGAGUUACUGGACACUGGACAAGAAGUGCAUGGAUAUGUUUGAAAACGGAAACUACAGAAGAAGAAAAAGAAAGCCUAAAACACCUGGAUUACUGGAUACCAAAACGAAGAUGAGUAAAUCAUCCGAAGACAGUAAACUUGAUUCCCAAAAUGAACUUGUUUCUUUAGGUACUACAGGAAUACAAGUGUCCGAUUCCCAGAAAGGAAUUGUUUGUAAAGGGGGAAAACCUCUAGGACAGAAGUACAAAACUCUAGCCAAUGACUCCAGUUUCAAGCCGGUUUUAUCAAAUGACGUUUGCACUAUUAAUAGUCUACUGAACUGCGCAGUGAUGCACCACCCUUUUAUGCCAGCUGGCUCUACUUGUCCUGAUGCAGACUCCAGUGGUACCUGUCAAGACCCGCCCUCGCCUGCCCACUGCCACACUGGUAACGUUACUGGGAAAGCGUACCAGUUGAACGGCACAGCAUCUCCUAAAGAUGAAAUGUCACUUUCUGAGGGGGUUUCCAAGAAAAACGCCUCUGUAAAUACCAUGCCUAAAAAAGACAAAAGAUUCGAUUAUCUGGACGAAAGUGAGGAUUCUCCUGGUACAAAUAAAUCGAUAUCUACGAGACAUGCUACUGCUAAUCAUACCAGCGCAAAAUGCGGAGAUCACAUCUCUGCCUCUACUACUGACAGGUCUAAAGGCUUCAGUAUCGACAGCAUUCUGUCCAAUACAAGUAACCAAAGUUAUUCCAAAAGAGGUGUUCAUAUUGCAGCCACAGGACUGGACAGCAAACCCAUCCUCGAUAAUCUAGGAGGCAAAACUGCAGGUAUAUGCUCAGGUAUCAGUGCACCAGUGCUAUUUGAGACGCAGGCAAUUCCGACAACAUUUUAUCACUUUGGACUACCUUUCUGCUCGUACAUACCUCUGGCUUAUCCAGAAAAAAUCCUUAACUUAAAUAGAUAGAUAGAUAGAUAGAUAGACAGAGUGAGCUGAGGACAAGAGUUUAGGAAAAUCAGUUUAAUUUUUACUCUUAUAUUGCACUAUACUGAAACAUACAUCAACCUAUUUUAUUAUUUCUGCAAUAAUUUUCAUUCACUAUAACUUAAUUAUACUGUAUAUAUUUUUAAAUUUACACGUAGUUUUCAAAAAGUUUAAAAAUACCCAUAAUUUAAUUAGUUAGCACAAAAGAAAACAAAUGACCAUGAAUCACAUGCUGAAAAGCUAAAGUGGGGCUUUCUAGAAAAACAAAACAUAAAACCAUUACCUGUAGAUUUAAACAUAAAGUGCAGCACCUCUCAUCAUACUUGUAACAAUUCCAAGGGACUGUUUUUAUUUUGUUUUAUUUUUUUUGUUUUUUUCUUCAAGCUUUCACAAUACGACUCAUUUUUAGGAACACACUGAGAUGGUUACCAUAUUUAAUAAAUUAGUUUUUUAGAGUUACUGGUAAUUGUAUCCCCUCUUUCUAUG